CCGACCGUUAGAGAGUUCAUCAUUUUGAACUAAUCCCUCUCUCCGGGUUCUUCCUAACAUUGUUCAACAAAGAAAGCUAUUUUCUCUCUUUUUGAUGAUCUUCUUCACCGAUUCAAAUCCGAUCUAGAAAUGGUGUCAGAAGGAUCCACAGCAAGCGCUUCAGAAUCGAAACCACUUGGAAUUGCAAAUGACGCGGACAGUUUUCUUAGCCCUAGAUUCAAAUCGGCGGCCGCCAUGGCCGGCUGGGAUGAAGAGGCUCUUCUAAUCGCGAGCCUCGUGGUUGACGACACGCCGGAAAGAGAGUUUCAGCAGAAGAAACGAUCUGUUCUCCAGCGCAAGAGUCCUGCAUCUGGUUCAAGAAGGAAACGGAGGACUUUGACGAGCAUAAUUUCGAUUCCGGUGGCUGUUCUUGACCUCGAUGAGACAGAACCCACUGUGAAAGAUGAUGGUCCAAAACAAGAGCCAAAAUCUGCAGAAGCUGAGGCAAAGAAGAGUGAUUCAAUGGUUGAACAGAAAGCUGACGCUUCUUCUUUAACAUCUUCAACUCUCCCAUGCAUGGAUAAGCUCAGAGAAGAGCUUUCUUGUGCUAUUUGUUUGGAAAUUUGCUUCGAACCUAGUACCACACCUUGUGGACACAGUUUCUGCAAGAAAUGUCUAAGAUCUGCAGCUGACAAAUGUGGAAAAAGGUGCCCUAAAUGCAGACAACUAAUAAGCAAUGGGAGAUCUUGCACUGUCAAUACAGUUCUUUGGAACACAAUACAGCUUCUCUUUCCCAAAGAGGUUGAAGCAAGGAAGGAAGCAAAAGAGUGUAAUAGCCGUGAAAAGAAGAUUCAAGACCCAGAAAAGGCAUUCUAUAGUAGUCUGCAGAACUAUGAUACAAGACCAAUUGGCACGUCGAGUAGGCAUGCUAGUACAAGAAGAAGAGGGGAAAUAACAGUUCAGGAGGAGAAUGGUGAAUGGGACAGCAGGGUGACACAACGAGCUGUGUCUUCAAAUGCUGAAAGCAGAGUCCAGUCCAGAAUGCACCGUCGAAGUAUUCGACCAAUGAGGAUGGCGACUCGAGGUGUAGAUGUAAGAAGUAGUAGGAGAGGUACGCCAGACCAAGAUCAGGAUGCUGCUUUAGCGCUGAGGCUACAAAGGGAAGAGUUUUUGGAGGCUUUUAGAGACACCACUCAAGUGCAUACCAGAAGCUCGUUGUCCUUGACUAGAGCUAAUAUAAGAGCAAUUGCUUCUAGGGCAGCCAUUAACCUUCGCAUUAGUGGCCACCAGAAUUUGUAAUCUUGUACUUUUUCUUCGACUAACUUUCGAAUGUCUUGAACUUCUAAUAAUCUAAUGCUAAUCUAAUGCCGAUUGUUCUUGAAUCUUGGACGAACAA
Messenger RNA from Cucumis sativus (cucumber), 1375 nucleotides. RefSeq lists its product as uncharacterized. NCBI's taxonomy places the organism in Eukaryota, Viridiplantae, Streptophyta, Magnoliopsida, Cucurbitales, Cucurbitaceae. The record is from RefSeq and is a predicted model, not a curated record. The transcript is spliced from 6 exons. Gene Ontology annotation, molecular function: ubiquitin-protein transferase activity; nucleosome binding; metal ion binding. Gene Ontology annotation, biological process: double-strand break repair. Gene Ontology annotation, cellular component: nucleus; site of double-strand break. Bases 130 to 1278 code for a protein of 382 amino acids.